UCUGGGGGUUUUUUUGUUGGUGUUUUGAAUUAUAUCAGGGUCUUAGCACUAUUCUGUUGUACUUGUUUGCAUAGGUGUACAUACAAAUAUGUAUGACACACACCGCUUUAAUUAUAUCUGUGAAAUUCAUCUAUGUUGCUUGAUUGUUCCUUGCACAGUGCACCCUGGAGGAAUAUGCCUAACCCAUACUGUGAUGUCAGGUUUAAAGACACAUCCGUCCUGAUCAAGAUAGGAAAUUCUUAAGCAACCUGACAACACAGCAUGUCUUACUCAUUUUGGCAGGCGUGACAGCAAGGGGACAACACAGACCUCCUGUUCAUUGCUAGCUGCUCUAUAGUAUUGAGAAAGCCUCCAGCUAUAGAAUAAUAGAUGGCCUAACACUGUGUAUUGCUAUCUAUGAGUAUUCUCAUACAUAUUCUAGUAAAACUAAACAAUUUUUUUCCAUACAGACAUCACUAGGUCUCUUACUGCCUCUUCUGAGGAAGGAAGAAAUGAAGGCUACAGCAGCAGCCUUCAGUUGCCUGAUUGAGAGAAAACACUUGAAUUUGAGCCUGGAAAACCAGUUUGUUUCAGCAAAGCAAAGAUGAAAAUUGAGGAAGAGGGCAAAGCCCUUGUUUUCCUCAAGCAGGUCUCAGAUGUUAAAGUCUGGCAGGGAGAUGUAGCUAGGCUCUCUGUUACUGUUACUGGCAGUCCCCCACCCAAAAUCCAGUGGUUUUUCAACAGUAGGAAGCUAACCCCAUGCAUGGACUGUAAGUUAGUGUUUGCUGGCAAUGACCACAGCCUCAUCCUCCCGUAUGCAGGAGUGCAGGAUGAGGGUGAGUAUCUGUGCAUGGCCAGCAAUGUACACGGUGAGACCAGCUGCAGCGCCCAGCUCCAUGUGCGCCAGAGGCAGCCGGGAUUCCCCUGCUUUGCCAGGGAGCCGGGCAGCGUGCAGUGUGCACCAGGCUUCACGGCAGUCUUUGAGUACACUGUGGAGGGGAAGCCAUGCCCCGACAUGCUGUGGUCCAGGGGGAGCGAGCAGCUCUUCUCCGAUGCGCGUCACUCCAUUGCUCAGCAUCCUGAUGGCUCCGGCUCUCUGACGGUGUGGCACUGCGUGGAGGAGGACACUGGGCUCUACACGUGCAGGGCAGUGAGUGCCCUGGGUGAGGCCUCAUGCUCUGCCAAGCUCCUUGUGCUGCACCAGGAGCGCGCUGUGUGCAGCCAGAGCCCGGCCUUGCAGCACUCUGCAGUGGCAGAGGAGCAAAGCCUUCUUUUCUACCUGGAGGCUGGUGAGCUUCCUGCAAUGGAAGAAGCACUCAGUCUUGAGCCCGUGAGGCAGCCUUCAACCCUCCUUCAGCUCCAGAUGAGCCAGGCAGUGUACAUGCUGCCCAGGGAGGAUGUCUUGCCUGGCUUGCCACCAACCUGUCUGGCAGCGCAGAGUGUUGAAGAGAUGCUCACCCAGGCGGCCACAGUACAAGAGAGCAGCGGGCUUCUGGCAGAGCCUCUGGAAACCCUCCCUGCUGGCCCCCAGGGUUUGGUGCCUGCAGCGGUGAUGGAGACACAACUGCCAGGCUGCCUUGGGACUGUAGCUGCACAGAUACUCAUGCCCAAAGAGGAAAUAAUCCCCAAGGCAGCAGAGCAACUUGCUGCUCUGAAGACAGAGGCUUCCCAAACCCUUCUACAGGUGUCAAGCACCACUGAGAGCCGCGUCAUGGAUGGUGACCAAAUCCAGAUCCUUGAGGUCUUUCAGAUAGAGCAAGGUGAGCUGAAGACUGAACCAAGAUUUCUCUCUGAAUUGGCCUUCAUUGGGGGCCAAGCUGUCCCCCUGGAGAACAAUUCUUUCCUGGAAACAGCGAAGGAAGAUUUUGCUGCAAGAGUACAUGAGGGACAGGCUGUGAGAUUUCCCUUGUUGCUGGAAGAAAACCAGUCCGUGGAGUCAAAACAUGUUGAUCUUUCCAAGACACUUAAGCAGUGGCAGAGGACAGAAAGACAAUCCCAUGAAACAAUGGACUCUCGUGAGCUCCAGCCAAGCCAAGUCCUCAACAAAGACAGUGAGCUCACUCCUCUGGUUCCCAAAAGCUGCACCUUAGACAUAAAGUCUCAAAUCAGAAAUGCACUGAAAGCUGCAGUGGUAAGUGGGAAAAACCUCUUAUUUUCACAAUGGGUGGCUGAUAAGGAAGAUGUCAAAGUACAGGCAAUAAACAUCACCAAGGAGAAUACACAUACCUUGUGCACAUAUGUUGUGAGCACAGGAGGAUGCAGUCCCAUAGAAAUCCAAGUCGCCUUGGGAGAAGUGAACAUUCAGACAGCUGACCAGAAAACAGUCUUGAAGGAAGUUUUCUAUUCCUUUCUUUGUGAACAUAAAUGUUCCCUGACUGGUGAAAAAUCCAAAGCAUUGCCAUUCUCUGCCAGACCACUUCUCUCAGGAAAAUCCUAUGAUGAAAUCUUUGAGUUGGAGCCCCAGCAGGCUGAGAGGACUAUGGAGGAAGAAAUACAACUGGAACACCCUUUGUCUGCACAAGUAAUCAAGGCUGAGCAGAGUCUAAUCAAGGAUGUGGGUGCAGCUGUAGCCACUGCUGAUGUAGCUUCUGCAGAUGUUCUUACAGAGACACCCACAGAAACACUGAAAAGAAAAGAGAAAAGGGAAGAAGAAUGUCAGGAAGAGGGCAGAGAGGGUCUGGAAACUAGAGCUGGAAAGCAAGAGGAUGAGCUGGGCAAAGGUUAUCCCAUCACACAAAGCAAACUGGUUGACACUAUUGUGGAGGAAGAGGAGAGUGUCAGGCUGGUGUCUGUCAUAACAAAUGUCAGAAAGGUGAACUGGUACUUUAAGGGUAAACUGGUCUCUUCAGGCAACAAAUUCAAGUGUUUGCAAGAUCAGGACACACACACACUAGUAAUAAGCAAAGUGUGCGGGGAGAUUCACCAAGGAGAGUAUACCUGUGAGGCGCUGAAUCAAGGUGGAAAAAGAGCAACAGCAGCAAAACUCACUGUUGUUAAAAGAGGUUGGAUUAUGGGGAUAAAAUUAUCUUUAUAAUGCACUGCUCUACUAAUGAACCUCCCCUACUAUGUGCAUCUUUGGACAGAGAUACAAUAUUAAUACCAUCAUGCCACUAAUCAGAGGGCUCUCUUUCUCUCUGGAUUGGUGGUCUCCUUUUACCACAUUGCAAGGCCUCUCACUUCCAUUACCCCAGUCUUUGGUCAGGAACUUUUUUGUUUCAUUGCACUAGCAUGUUCAGGACAAAGCUGUAUCUCAAUCCCAACCAUUUCUCCUAUUCUUGCUUGAGAAGUGGAGCUGCUCUUCCCAUUUUUCUCACUGCUGCACCCUCUCUCACUCCUUAGAGUCAUUGCACUUCUUGUUCACACCAUAAUUUCUCACAAGUCCAGAAUAGAUUACUAUAUAUUUUUAUCCUUUUGCUAUUGUGCAUUGCUAUUUCCCUUUGUUUUUCCAGUAUCACCACUGUUUCCUGAUGUCAUUAUGCACUAUAAGACUGUCUGUCCACUGAGUCUAUUACUGCCUUAUUUCUUACAGAUGUUUUUUUGGUGGUUUUUUUUUUACAGUCACUUUAUGUGAAUUGCAAGUAUGUCACCUUUUUGGGGCUUUUUUUCAGUCAGUCAAUAACUUAAUUUCAGAAUGUCAGCAGGCAGGAUUUUGAGUUACUCUCUGCUUCUAA
This is a messenger RNA of Motacilla alba alba, 3650 nucleotides long. Its product is annotated as titin-like. Bases 584 to 3013 code for a protein of 809 amino acids. Lineage: Eukaryota; Metazoa; Chordata; Aves; Passeriformes; Motacillidae. The transcript has a single exon. The record is from RefSeq and is a predicted model, not a curated record.